AUGGAUGCUAGUGAUGUAAGAAAUCUUGAACCCUUUACUAUUGUCAAGAAACCUCAUUCGAUGACUAGCCUGUACCUUGAUCCUACUAAUGUCAAACAAAAUGUUGAUGCUUCUGUAAAAAUCUAUUUUGUUCCAGAAAUUAUAGGAAAUGUUGAAACCUCUGAAAACACUAAUAAACCUAGAUAUGUUACCACUCUGAGUAAAUCUAGUAUGAUAGUUGCUGAAAGAGACAAUGUUGAUAAAAAUAUUCGUGUGUUGAUUUCUCAAGUUUUGGGUAUUGAACCUAAGACUGGUAUUGUGCCGUAUAUCUCCACAUCCUUGGGCCAAACUGAUAACCCUACUAAAACCCCUCUUGAUAAAUCUGAUGGAAAUGUUUCUACUCAGUCCCCUGAAAAAUCAGAAGAAAAAGAUGAUUCUGAUGGCACGUUUGGUGAUUUGUCGGAUAAAGAAGAAAACUCUGUUGAGAAGAAGGACCAAUCUACAGACAUUGAAAAUAUAGAUGAUCUGGACUCUGAUGAUGAGCCAAUUGGUAAGAUAUUGUCUCCAGGAAUAUCUAAAAGGUUAAAGAGAAGGAAAGGGAAAGCGGUUGAGUCCUCUAGCAAGCCCUCCAAAUCUCUCAAGAGAAGUACUAGUGUUGGCCCUACAAAAGGGUGGAGCAAGGUUGUUAAUCCUGUCACCAAAAAGAGAUACCUAAAGAGGAAGGAAGCCUCAUCUGCUUCUAAAAAGUGGAAUUUCGUUUACCAAAGAACACUGGCUUUGGAAAGAGAACUUGGAAAAUAUUCUUUUGAGUGCAAAGAAGUUAUGGGUAUGAUUCAAGAAGCCGGAUUGAUGAAAAGUGUGACUAGCUUUGGCAAGUGUUAUGAAAUUCUUGUUAAGGAAUUCAUUGUGAAUAUAUCUAAGGAGUGUGAUAACAAGAGGAGUAAGGAGUUUAGAAAGGUGUAUGUGAGAGGAACAUGUGUGGAGUUCUCUCCUGAAAUCAUAAAUAGGUUUUUGGGCAGAAGUGAAGAAGAGCAAGCUGAAGUGGAAGUUUCUGACAAUGUCAUUUGCAUAGAAAUUAUAGCAAAGCAAGUAAAGGAAUAA
This is a messenger RNA of Lathyrus oleraceus (garden pea), 1080 nucleotides long. RefSeq lists its product as uncharacterized. The transcript is spliced from 2 exons. The coding region runs from base 1 to 1080 and encodes 359 amino acids. NCBI's taxonomy places the organism in Eukaryota, Viridiplantae, Streptophyta, Magnoliopsida, Fabales, Fabaceae. The record is from RefSeq and is a predicted model, not a curated record.